AUGAAGCAGGUGAACCACGUAGAGAGUGAGCGGGAGAUUCUAUCGCUUAUCAACCACCCAUUCAUGGUUCGUAUGUUUGGCACUGAUCAGGACCGGGACCACCUGUAUAUCAUCAUGGAGUUUGUCUCAGGUGGUGAGUUUUUUUCUUUCCUACGACGCAACAAGCGUCUUGAUAACGCUGUCGCCAAGUUUUACGCCGCACACAUUGUCUUAAUACUCGAAUACCUCCAUCAUCGACGUAUUGUUUACAGAGAUCUCAAACCUGAAAACCUUCUCAUGAAUCAAAACGGCUACCUUAAACUUACCGACUUCGGCUUCGCAAAAUAUCUUGCUACCCGUACCUACACACUAUGCGGUACACCCGAGUAUAUUGCACCUGAGAUCCUCCUCAACAAGGGACAUGGAUUCUCCGUCGACUGGUGGGCACUCGGCGUCUUCAUCUACGAAAUGAUCGUCGGCUACCCUCCCUUCUGCGACGAAGACGCGCUCGGAAUUUACCAAAAGAUCCUCUCAGGACGCAUGCUAUUCCCCAGAUUAUUUCCCAGGGAUGCUAAAUCGCUGGUGAAGCACCUGCUCUGUCACGACUUGGUGGGUCGAAUGGGUCAUGUCCGAGACGGAAUUUCGGACGUGCGAGACCAUCGCUGGUUUCGGGGUUUCGACUUCAAGGCCUUGCUCGAAUCCAGCUUGAAGGCGCCGUUCAUUCCGCCCGAAACCGUGGGUGGUGCGAAAAAUUUCGGGACCUACACUGAAGACGUCGAGGUCAUCCCCAUGCAAGGCUAUGACCCUUUCGACAGCUGGUGA
Molecule: messenger RNA, 801 nt
Organism: Gregarina niphandrodes
Lineage: Eukaryota; Apicomplexa; Conoidasida; Eugregarinorida; Gregarinidae
Product: putative CAMP-dependent protein kinase catalytic subunit
Exons: 2
Coding region: 1-801 (266 amino acids)
Biological process (GO): peptidyl-serine phosphorylation; signal transduction
Cellular component (GO): cAMP-dependent protein kinase complex
Molecular function (GO): ATP binding; cAMP-dependent protein kinase activity
Source: RefSeq, a predicted model, not a curated record